CAACCAGACGGGCGUGUGCAUGGUGCUAGAAGGAGACAACUGCGUGUUCGACGGGGUCAUCUACCGCAGCGGGGAGAAGUUCGAGCCCAACUGCCAGUACCACUGCACCUGCCGAGACGGGCAGAUUGGCUGUGUGCCCCGCUGCCAGCUGGACGUGCUGCUGCCGGGGCCCGACUGCCCGGCUCCCAGAAAAGUGGCGGUGCCGGGAGAGUGCUGUGAGAAGUGGACUUGUGGCCCCCCUGAGAACGGGGGCCUGGGCAGCCUGGCCCUUCCAGCCUACAGGCCAGAGGCCACAGUGGGAGUCGAAGUGUCUGACUCCAGCAUCAACUGCAUCGAGCAGACCACGGAGUGGAGCGCGUGCUCCAGGAGCUGCGGCAUGGGCUUCUCCAGCCGGGUCACCAACAGGAACCGGCAGUGUGACAUGGUGAAGCAGACGCGGCUGUGCAUGGUUCGGCCCUGUGAACCAGAGCCUGAGCAGCCCGUGGAGAAGAAAGGAAAAAAGUGUCUCCGCACCAAGAAGUCGCUCCACGCCAUCCACCUGCAGUACGAGAACUGCACCAGCCUGCUCACCUACAAGCCCAGGUUCUGCGGGGUCUGCAGUGAUGGCCGGUGCUGCACCCCCCACAACACCAAAACCAUCCAGGUGGAGUUCCAGUGCUCGCCAGGGCAGACCAUCAAGAAGCCAGUCAUGGUCAUUGGUACCUGCACCUGUCACACCAACUGUCCCAAGAACAACGAGGCUUUCCUCCAAGACCUGGAGCUGAAGACCAGCACAGGGGAAAUAUAAGAAACACCCACAGUAGCAAACUGUAGCCGCCGCUGACCCACCAUCAAAUGAAUAUAAGAAGAAAAAUGAAGAACCGUUCCUGCAUCCUCGAGUCCUGUGUAUUUUUCUGUGAUCAUAUGAGGUCACUUAUAUCUGUCUUUUGUUUAUUGAAGGAUAUUCAAACUGUAAACUUGGAAUCAAGGGAAGCUCAGGAUAUGGCUUAGGAAUGACUUACUUUCCUGUGAUGUUUAUCACAAGUGCAAAUUUCUGUACAUUGAAGAAGUAAAGUAUAGGAUUUCCUUUGUAGACUGUACCACUUGACACUUACCCUAAUUCAUGUGCACUAGUGCAAUUGCAAGGAAACGUCACUGUAGUGAAUGACAUGGUGAAGUCUAGAAUCACACUCAGUAUGUCUUCAUAUAAAUAUUACCCCGUAUCUGGAGCUUUGGCUUGGUGGGUCCCCACUGGGCUCCCUUUUGACAUAGGUCAGCUCUGUACUCAAAGCCCAAGACCCAAGGAAACAUACAGCUCUUCGAUGUGAAGUCAAGAGACUAUUCACUGUAUUCAGCUGUAUGCUAGGAAACAUGCUGUGCCUACAGCAAUGAAGCGUUUGCUAAUUAGGCGGACUGCAGUUAUGACCUUUCUGCAUUUCAAAUCAACCGACUCCUUUCCACUAGAAAGAAGCUCAGCAGAAAACUCCCAAUACAUAAACGACUGGGCCCUUGUGGCCCUCACACCUUUCUAUACUGUAGGCUGCCGAGGCUCACUAGUUUUUUAAUUUAGCAGAAGCAAAAGAGACAAGCAGGGUUCUUCUCUUCAGUGAGUAAACUAAGACCCAAAGCACUGAAUUACAACCUUUCAAGUGUGCUUUAUUUAGAAUUUUGAAAAAUAAGAGGGACAAAAUCAACAUGAUUGUGAUGGUGAAGAGCACAAAUUUCGUGAGAGUUUAGUAGAACUAUUUAGACAUGCUCCAAACAUAUCCUGGGGUUAUAAUUACGAAAACUCAUGAGCAACAUAUAUAUAUGUGUAUGUGUGUGUGCGUGUGUGUGUGUAUAUCUACUAGGUCAGGCUUACAUGAUAAGCUGCAAAAUUAAAUCUAUUCAUUCCUCCAAUGUUACCAUGUGUUCCUUUUUUUCUCUUUUAAAGUAUUUAUAAAAGUAUAAGUUAUGCAUUUUGUAAAAUAUUCUUUUUAAUGUCUCUGCUUGUCAGACAUGACCCAAAAGAGCAUGAUGUUAUCCAUGUGUGACUGGUACUACUUUUGUGCUUCCAAGUUUGGUAUGGUUGUUCACUGAAAAUAAAAAUUUAUAAAUUGAAUAAAG
Chinchilla lanigera (long-tailed chinchilla) is the source of this 2085-nucleotide messenger RNA. It is a transcript of the gene Ccn3, whose product is annotated as nephroblastoma overexpressed. Gene Ontology annotation, biological process: signal transduction; cell adhesion. The record is from RefSeq and is a predicted model, not a curated record. Gene Ontology annotation, molecular function: heparin binding; integrin binding. Gene Ontology annotation, cellular component: extracellular matrix; extracellular region. NCBI's taxonomy places the organism in Eukaryota, Metazoa, Chordata, Mammalia, Rodentia, Chinchillidae.